UGGUGCGGUGUGGCGGCGGCGGCGUGGCGGCGGCGGCGGCGGUGGCAGCGGGGAACAAGCAGCGACCCGCGUGUGUGUGUGUUGUGUGGCCUCUAGUUUUCGUGGUCAUGGUGAUGGCGCGGCCGUGUUGUCGGGGCGCCGUGGCGAACCUCCUGCAGCCACGGAGGCGCUUUUGGUGAUGUGACGAGGCUCUGGAGUGAUGGAAAGAGGAGGAACAAGGUGGAGAAGUGAUGCUUUUGUUUGUUGUUAUUGAUGAGGGGCGCCGAGAGAGCCCUGGCGCCGUGGGCUUCCGGGCUGUGGAUGGCAAGCAGGGAUGUGUUGAUUCAUGAGCCCAGAAGAGCUUUCGGAGCCUUGUGUCUUUUCGCUGGCGGGGCGCGACGGAGUGCCUUGUGAACUGAUGGAAAUAAAGGAAUAUUUUCCAUGUUAUAUCUCGACGGUUUAGACAUUCUGAGAUUCUAGGAAGUCUUCCAGAAUUACGAACGCAUUGGGUAACACCAUGAGGAUCAUUACUCGGCGACGCGUCAAGGUUCGCGUGACGGUGCGCAGGGGGGACGGGAGCGUAACGAGCCACGGCUGGGCAUACCAUAGAAAGCGGGAAGAGGAGGAGGAGGAGGAUGACAGAAAACACAGUGACGAGAAAGCGGAAGCAGGAGAUGGAGGAGGAACUACAGAGGAAACGGAAGGAGGGACUUUGGGUUCUCCGAGUGUUCUCACUACGUCUCCAGAUGAUGGAUCUUCCGAAGGUGUUCAUUAUGAGUCGGUAUGCGAUGAUAGAGCUUUUAAUAUCGAGUUAGAGGAACAUGCCGAUUACGAAGGUAGCAAAGAUAGAGUGUACGAGAGCAUAGAUAAAGAUUCGGAUAGAGUGUACGAGGAGGUCGGGCGAAAGGGGCUGAGAGUGCGCUUCGAGGGGGAGGAGGAAGAGGACGAGAGAGCCAAGGACGAGAGCAGAGAGAGCCUCCACCUAACGGGCGCCAUUCCGAAACGUGGCAAAGUAUCUCCGGAGAGUGAUGAGCGCGAGGGCGGCAAGGAAGGCGAGGAGAUGGAGCAUAAUGGCGACAGCGAAUUGUACGAAUCGAUAGAGGACGUGAAAGCGGCCCCCGAAGCAAAGGCCGACGGGGCGGCAAAGGAAAGUGAGACGUACGUUUACGACUACGACACGCCGAGGAAGAUCGAGGUAACCGUCACGUCGGACAGGGAAGGGAGCGGGUCCAGAAAAGGGCACGCGGACGACGGCUCGAAACCCAAGAAAAGGGGGAAAGUCGAGGUGAAAUUCGAACCGUGGCAGACGGAAGGCAGCAGCAAGAGGACGAAAGUCGAGCAUUAUAGAGACAGCGAUGAUAACGUGUGUGUGGAACAGAGCACGAGACUCUCUUACUAUAACCGAGAGCGAUCCCCCCACGCGAAAAGUGGAAGCGCGUCCAGCUCCCCCUAUAGUGUCCGCCACUCGUCGGAUAUUAAAGUUAGUGCUGAAAGUUUGUCGGAUGACGUGAAAGAAAACGGGGAAAGUUCCAACGGCGAGGGCGCGAAACAGGAGCAUUCCAAAACUGCUAAAGAAGGAGAGAGGAAAAACGAUGAAGAAGACGACGGAGACGUAGACGCAGAGGGUUUCGAGGGCGACGGGGAGGAGGAGACCUACCAGCGUGGGCGGCGGAGGGUGAAAAAGAGGACGCUGAUAAGAGUGAGAGGCGUGGGCGUGGAGAAGGACGAGGACCUGGACGCCGCCCACGCGCUGGUCAGGAGCUUCUCCAAGACAGUCGUCACGUUCGGAAGAGGUUUGUUUGAGCGUUCGUUAUGAGGCACAAGUAUCAGGUGUUUAAACGCACUGCCAGAGGG
Penaeus indicus is the source of this 1833-nucleotide messenger RNA. RefSeq lists its product as uncharacterized. The transcript is spliced from 2 exons. NCBI's taxonomy places the organism in Eukaryota, Metazoa, Arthropoda, Malacostraca, Decapoda, Penaeidae. The record is from RefSeq and is a predicted model, not a curated record. Bases 497 to 1795 code for a protein of 432 amino acids.